Molecule: messenger RNA, 1907 nt
Organism: Closterium sp. NIES-67
Lineage: Eukaryota; Viridiplantae; Streptophyta; Zygnematophyceae; Desmidiales; Closteriaceae
Source: the annotation of a GenBank genome assembly
CGGGAGUAGGCCUACUAAGAGCAGAGCCCCGCCGAACAGCACAGACCACGCAUCUCACUCGUUCCUGGCCUGCUCACCACCGCUUGCUCCAUCGCCGCCUCACGCCCAGUCGCCUCCACUCGAGAACCGACUUCACUGUCACACCGCCCUCGCCUCGCGCAACCACGUCCCCUUCGCCGCUCGUUCUCUCCUCUGUGCGGAACGAUGCUUCCGCCCUUGUCUGCGCCAUCCGCGCACGCGCUCAGCGGGGAGGGGCUGCGCGGCGCCAAUAUCUGCGGUGCGUCGCAUCUUGCCGUGGGACGCGCCUCCCACAAGCGCGCGCCUGCCGCCUCAUUUUCCACUGCGGGUCGCGCUUCCGCUCGCGUGCGCGCAGCGGCCGCAGAUGGCAGUGGAACGGGGGACCGCUCGGAAGGGCGGAAACUGUCGGGCGCGGAGAGGCGCUGGGCUGAGGCGGAAGCGCGCAGAGCGGAGGGGGAGCGGUGGGGAGGCGAAAAACAGCUGCAGCGGCAGGGGGAAUGGUGGAGAGCGGAGGGGAGAAAGGCGGACAGUAAGGGUUCGUGGCAGCGCGAUGCAGGGUAUGCUGAUGACGUGGCAGCUGAGGAUAGGCUGCGGGAGGAGCGAGGCGGAGCCGUUGAUUGGCUGAUGCGGCCUUCCAAUGAGGAUGUGGAUGCGGAGUUGGUGCGCAGUGGGGAAUGGAACGAGAGGGAGGGGGGGGGAAGGGGGGGCGCUGAUAGGGGAUGGAUAGGGGAUGGCAAUGCGGAGCGAUUGAGAAGGGAUGGCACGGGAAGAGGCAGAGGGGAUGGCGCGGGAAGAGGCAGAGGGGAUGGCGGGAUGGAGAGAGGGAGAAGGACGGUGGAGGAUGAUGGCUUGUGGAGUGGGAGAGACAGAGACGUGCGAGGGAGCAUGGGUGCGGGCACGGGUGGUGGCGACAUGAGCUUGAGGCCACAGCAACAGCAAACGCAGCAACUGCCGCAAUCAUCCCCCCCACAGCAGCGGCUGCAACUGCAGCGUCUCUCUUCUCCCUCCUCCCCCCUCGCACCCAUCUCCCCUCCCCCUGCCCCACGCCUCCAGCUCCCCACCUCCACCCCUGCCCCUGCUCCCCGCCCCCUCCCCUCCGUCCUCCCGCUGCCCCCCGCGGCGCUCGACUCUCUCCUCCCAUUCGCUGGCUCCGGCUCCCAGGUGGUGGCGUUCAUGGGGUCGCCCCUGGACUGGCUGCAGCGCUUCGUGCUCUCGAUGGGGUGCGCUGUGCUGCUCUACAACGUCAACGUGUAUGCCACCAUCGGCACCGCCAUGUACUGGCUAUGGUGGCCUCUUUGGCGCGCUGCUGCCACCAACACUGCACUCAGGAGUCGCUACAAGCAUGCAGGAGUGUGGAUGGCGAGCCUCCUGGACGUGCAAGUGGUGCAGAGGGGGCCGCUCGCCAAGUGGCGCCUGCUGAUUGGCGAUGACAGCGGCACGACCAUAGAGAUGCUGGUGGGCAUCCCGUCGCCCGCUCCCCCACUGCGCCGCAGCGACCCCGUGGUGCUGCUGGUGCUGUCCGACCGCCCCUCGCUGCACCGCUUCAGAGCCGUGAGGGAGGCGUGGGUGCCGGGCCAUGGCUGCUGGAUGGCGGAGGAUGGGGAAGAGCGCGUGGAGAGGACGGUGAUGGAGGGGAUGGCUGCGCGCAUGCCGCAGCUGCCGCUGCUGUGAGCCCAUGAGCCAUGGCGCACUCUCAUGCGUUGCUCAAGGCCCAUGGGGAUUGCUGGACUAGGAAAUGGGGGUCAUGUAACCGAGGACAGGUCUCGAUGAACUUUAUUUUUCAAGAUCCAAUCAUGGCCCCGUGGUGGAUGUCCAGUCCAUGCUAUUGUACGCAAUGCGCCCGUCCCGUCAUUGCAGCUUUGAAUACUCAUUUAUGCAACUUGCAUACC